GGAAGCAACUCAGUUUAAAGCUUCUGAUCUCAGUGAGUCGGUACCAGUGUUCCCAGCAGCAGUGAUCCAGCUCGGACUCCUUCUGCUCCACUGACUGGACUCUUUCAUGUGAGGAGAACCAGGACCCAGAGUGUUUGGUAUCAGAACCACUGCUGGAGUCGUGAUGACAUCAGAGAAGCUGUUAAACAUUCUAGAAGACUUGAAAGAUGAGGAAUUCACUAAGUUCAAGUGGUUCCUGCAGCAGCCUGGAAGCCUGGAUAACAGACCAAUUAAAAGGAGACGAGUGGAAGGAUUCACUGACAUAAAAACAAGUCGACUGGAACACACAUCACGAUGUGACACAGUGGAUGUGAUGGUGCAGACGUACAGACCUCAUGGAGCGAUGGAGGUGACCCGGAAGGUUCUAGAGAAGAUCAACAGGAACGACCUGGUGCAGAGUUUGUCUGACAGCAGCUCAGAACCAGGAGUGGAUGUCAGUGAUGCUUGGGAGACGUCAGAGACCAGACCACCUUCCUCUUCUCAGGCUCCUCUUCCUCAGACUCAAGAUGUGAUGGUUCCAGUACCAGAGCCAUGGCCCAUCACAUAUUACCAGCAGACGCUUCAAUCAAACCUCCAAGACGAAUUUCUGUGUGUGAAACCAGGCUGGUCAGAAGACGAUCAACGACUGGAUGACAUCUACACAGAGCUGUACAUCACAGUUGGGCUGGAUUCACACAUCAACACACAGCAUGAGGUCCAACAGGUUGAGACGACACAGCAGAAGCAAAGGUCAGCAGAGGAGCCAGUGAAGCCCAGUGACCUGUUCAAACAUUCCCCUGGUAAAUACAGACGCAUCAGAACAGUGUUGACCAAUGGAAUUGCUGGAAUCGGAAAAACAGUCCUUGUGAACAAGUUUGUGUUGAACUGGACCCAACAAAGGUCCAAUCAGGACGUGCAUCUGAUUUUCCCCUUCACCUUCCGUCGGCUGAAUCCACUGAAGGGAAAGAAGUUUAGUUUGUCAGAGCUUAUUCAUGAAUGUAUCCCAGAAACUGAGUCCAUCAGUCUGGAGGCUCUGAAUUACAUCUUUACACAUUUACAGUCAUCAGGAAACAGCAACUAUGACAAGAGCAGGUUCAAACUUCUGUUUGUGUUUGAUGGACUGGACGAGAGUCGCCUCCAACUGGACUGUAGCACCAGUGAGGAGGUGACGGGUCGAGGUAAAGUCACAGAGUCCACCUCAGUGGAUGAGCUGCUGACAAACCUCAUCAGAGGAAAACUACUACGCUCUGCUCGCAUCUGGAUCACCACACGACCUGCAGCAGCCAAUCAGAUUCAUAGAGACUUUGUUGACGUGGUGACGGAGGUCAGAGGGUUCACUGACCCACAGAAGGAGGAGUACUUCAGGAAGAGAUUCACAGAUGAGGAGCAGAGCAACAGAAUCAUGUCCCACAUCAAGACGGCACGAAGCCUCCACAUCAUGUGCUACAUCCCAGUCUUCUGCUGGAUCACUGCUACGGUUCUGGAGGAUCUGCUGGAAACCAGAGAGGGAGGAGAGCUGCCCAAGACCCUGACAGAGAUGUACGCAGAGUUCCUGGGGUUUCAGAUGGAUCAGACUAAAAACAAGUAUAGACCAGAACAGAGCAGUAACUACAUCAAGUCAUUAGCUAAACUGGCUUUUAAGCAGCUGCUAAAGGGAAACUUGAUCUUCUAUGAGGAAGAUCUCAAUGAGAGCGGCAUCGAUGUUAGCGGAGCGUCAGUGUGUUCAGGAGUGUUCACAGAGAUCUUUAAACAGGAGCGAAGGAGGAAAGCCAAGAACAAGAUGUUCAGCUUUGUUCAUCUGAGCAUUCAGGAGUUUCUAGCUGCUGUUCACACGAUGCUCUGUUACACCAACAGGAAGAUGGAGGAACUGGAGAACUUCGUAGGAACCUCCAAUGCUGCUCUGGAUGUUGUCCUGAGUAUAACCAUCAAGAAAUCCAUCCAGAGUCCAAGUGGCCACCUGGACCUGUUUGUUCGCUUCCUUCAUGGCCUCUGUCUGGAGUCCAACCAGAGAAUCUUAGGAGGUUUGCUGUGUCACACAGAGAACAGUCCAGAAAUCAUCCAGAGAAUCAUCAACAACCUGAAGGAGAUGAACAGUGGUGGAAUCUCUCCAGACAGAAGCAUCAACAUCUUCCAUUGUCUGAUGGAGAUGAACGACCACUCAGUCCAUCAGCAGAUCCAAGAGUUCCUGAAGUCAGAGAACAGAUCAGAGAAGGAACUCUCCUUGUUUCAGUGCUCAGCUCUGGCCUACAUGCUGCAGAUGUCAGAGGAGGUUCUGGAUGAGUUGGACCUGAGCCAGUACAAAACAUCAAAGGAGGGACGACGGAGACUGAUCCCAGCUGUGAGGAACUGCAGAAAGUUUAAACUUUCUGGCCGUGAACUCACAGAGACUUACUGUGAAGUUGUGGCGUCAGCUCUGAAAUCCAACCCGUCACAUCUGGCACAUCUGGACCUGAGUAACAAUGACCUGCAGGACUCAUCAGUGAAGGUUCUGUGUGCUGGACUGGAGAGUUCUCACUGUCGACUGGAGACUCUGAGAUUAAGUGGCUGGAGUUUGUCAAAGAUCAUCUUUGAUUCUCUGAUCUCAGCUCUGAAGUCCAACCCAUCACAUCUGACACAACUGGACCUGAGUGACAACAGCCUGCAGGAUUCAUCAGUGAAGCAGCUGUGUGGUUUUCUGGAGAGACGUCACUGUCGACUGGAGACUCUGAGACUGAGUGUGUGUGACCUGUCAGAGAGAAGCUGUGAAGCUCUGUCAUCAGUUCUCAGCUCUCGGUCCUCUAGUCUGAGAGAACUGGACCUGAGUAACAACAACCUGCAGGAUUCAGGAGUGAAGCUACUGUCUGCUGGACUGAAGAGUCCUCACUGUCGACUGGAGACUCUCGGGUCAGGAGUCAUGAAGCUAAAGAUCAUCUAUGAAAUGCUGUCAGGCUGUCUGCUCUCAGAGGAAGCUUGUGUCUCUCUGGCCUCAGCUCUGAGCUCCAACCCCUCCCAUCUGAGAGAGCUGGACCUGAGCUACAAUCAUCCAGGAGACUCAGGAGUGGAGCUGCUGUCUGCUGGAGUCAAGGAUCCACACUGGAGACUGGACUCUCUCAGGGUGGAGCCUGGUGGAGUCCGAUGGUUGACACCAGGUCUGAGCAAGUAUUUCUGUCAACUCACCAUCGACACAAACACAAUGAACGGGAAACUACAACUGUCUGACAACAACAGGAAAGUGACACGUGUGGAGGAGGAUCAGUCAUAUCCUGAUCAUCCAGACAGAUUUGAAGUCUGGCCUCAGCUGCUGUGUAGUAAUGGUCUGACUGGACGCUAUUACUGGGAGGUUGGGUGGAGAGGAACCGUUUAUAUAUCAGUGAGUUACAGAGGGAUCAGAAGGAAAGAAGACAGUUAUGACUGUUGGUUUGGACGCAACAAUCAGUCCUGGAGUCUGAUCAGCUCUGAUCGUCGUUACUAUGUCAGACACAAUAACAUAUUAACAUCCAUCUCCUCCUCUGUGUCUCACAGAGUAUCAGUGUAUGUGGACUGUCCUGCUGGUUCUCUGUCCUUCUACAGAGUCUCCUCUGACAAACUGAUCCACCUUCACACCUUCAACACCACAUUCACUGAACCUCUUUAUCCUGGGUUUGGUUUCUGUCCUGGUUCCUCAGUGUCUCUGUGUGAUGUGUCGUAAUGAGAGUUUGAUCCUGUCAGAGAAAUGUUGUCACUGUUUAACAUAGUUCAGUCUGUUUACGUCUGUCUUGUUUUCAGAUUUAUGUAUUAAAUUUAUGUAUUAAAGUUUCUUUCUGAACCAGU
Betta splendens (Siamese fighting fish) is the source of this 3807-nucleotide messenger RNA. Its product is annotated as NACHT, LRR and PYD domains-containing protein 12-like. The coding region runs from base 164 to 3685 and encodes 1173 amino acids. Gene Ontology annotation, molecular function: protein binding. The record is from RefSeq and is a predicted model, not a curated record. Lineage: Eukaryota; Metazoa; Chordata; Actinopteri; Anabantiformes; Osphronemidae. The transcript has 10 exons.